Molecule: messenger RNA, 1796 nt
Organism: Choloepus didactylus (southern two-toed sloth)
Lineage: Eukaryota; Metazoa; Chordata; Mammalia; Pilosa; Megalonychidae
Gene: LYAR
Product: Ly1 antibody reactive
Exons: 9
Coding region: 463-1608 (381 amino acids)
Biological process (GO): rRNA processing; negative regulation of transcription by RNA polymerase II
Cellular component (GO): nucleolus
Molecular function (GO): DNA binding
Source: RefSeq, a predicted model, not a curated record
GGCGAAGGCUGCAUUCCCACCAUUAGCGCCCCUCCUUCGACUUCCACACCAAGAAGGAGGGGAAAAUCCAUUCACAUCUUAUUCGGGCUGGGGAGAAGUGGAAGGAGUCCUGGACCUAAGGAGACCCAUUCGUUCCGGUUUUAGAACUGAAAGUCCUGUCUCCCGGGAACCUUCUCAGUCCUGGGCAACCCAGGACCGCUGGACCUCGCUGGAGCAGGGCUUGCUGCAUGUUGGGGGCCGUGCUCUUCUGAGUCUUGGGAUUUCGGGACCCCAAGGAGGAGGCCUCAGGGCAUCGUGGUUGAGAGCACGAGCUUAGCACCAGAAGCACUGUGUGUGACCUGAUGCAAGUUACUUAUCCUUCCUCAUCUGCCACAAGGGAAUGCUGUAGAACCUAACUCACAGGACCGUGGACAAGAUUCAAAACCGGUUGUGAAGAGAGACUAUUAAAUCAUUUAACUAAAAAUGGUAUUUUUUACUUGCAAUGCAUGUGGUGAAUCAGUGAAGAAAGUACAAGUGGAAAAGCAUGUGGCUAUUUGCAGAAAUUGUGAAUGCCUGUCUUGCAUUGACUGUGGUAAAGAUUUCUGGGGCAAUGACUACAAAAACCAUGUGAAAUGCAUAAGCGAAGAUCAGAAAUAUGGUGGCCGGGGUUACGAAGGUAAAACCCACAAAGGUGAUAUUAAACAGCAGGCGUGGAUCCAGAAAAUUAGUGAAUUAAUCAAAAGACCCAAUGUCAGCCCCAAAGUGAGGGAACUUUUGGAACAAAUUAGUGGCUAUGACAAUGUUCCAAGGAAAAGGGUAAAAUUUCAGAAUUGGAUGAAGAACAGUUUAAAAGUUCAUAAUGAACCUAUUCUGGACCAGGUGUGGAAUAUCUUUUCUGAAGCUUCCAGCAGUGAGCCAGUCGGUAGGGAGCAAGAUAAACAGCCACUCAAGCCGGUGGCCGACCCGCGUGCAGAGCUGGCUGCCACGGCCCCAGCCUCCAAAACCGAUGAAACCACCGAAGAGCAGGCAGAGGUGAAGAAGAAUAAGAGGGAAAGGAAGGAGGAGCGGCAGAAGAAGAGAAAAAAAGAAAAGAAAGAACUAAAAUUAGCAAACCAGCAAGAAAACGCAAGAAGUCAAAAGCCUAAAAAGCACAAAAAGGGGCAGGAGGCUGAGCUUGAGGCUGAAGGUGAGGAGACCCUCGAGGCCAACGGCUCAGCAAAGAAGAAAAGCAAGAAGAGGCGCAAGGGGGUGAGCGAGGAAGACCCCGACGAGGAAGAGACAGAGCCGGGUGCCGGGAGAAGAAAGCGGAAGCACUCUGAAGUUGAAGUAGAUUCUAAAAAGAAAAAGAUGAAGUUCCCAGGACAUUCUGAAGAUGGAGAAACGGAAGACCAUGAAGCUCCCGUGAAAGGUAAAUUUAACUGGAAGGGAACUAUUAGAGCAGUUCUGAAACAGGCCCCAGACAAUGAAAUAGCAGUCAAAAAGCUAAGGAAAAAGGUUUUAGCUCAGUAUUACACGGUGACGAAUGAACAUCACAAAUCUGAAGAGGAACUUCUGGCCAUCUUUAAUAAGAAAAUCAGCAAAAACCCCACCUUUAAAUUAUUAAAGGACAAAGUCAAGCUUUUGAAGUGAACAUUUUUAUAGUCUAGUAAUCCAUUCUGUCAUUGACUUAUUCCUGUCACUACUGUUUUUAAAACAUGUCAUGAAUUAUAGCAACACAAAUUUGCUUUCCAGAGCUGUAUUUUUAAGUUAAGGAGAAAAUAUAUUUUUUGUAGCGCUGUUAUGAAAAAAUAAAAUAUAUUCUUGUCCAAAAUUCUAAA